This is a messenger RNA of Saccharomyces kudriavzevii IFO 1802, 828 nucleotides long. RefSeq names its product CDP-diacylglycerol-serine O-phosphatidyltransferase (gene CHO1). Lineage: Eukaryota; Fungi; Ascomycota; Saccharomycetes; Saccharomycetales; Saccharomycetaceae. Gene Ontology annotation, cellular component: membrane. The transcript has a single exon. Gene Ontology annotation, molecular function: phosphotransferase activity, for other substituted phosphate groups. The record is from RefSeq and is a predicted model, not a curated record. The coding region runs from base 1 to 828 and encodes 275 amino acids. Gene Ontology annotation, biological process: phospholipid biosynthetic process.
AUGGUUGAUUCAGAUGAAGAUUUCGCACCUCAAGAAUUCCCACACAAAGAUACAGAUGUUAUUGUAGAUAACAGAGACGAGAAUGAGGGGUAUUCUUCGGAAGAAGUUGAUGGUACACUUAGCAGAAGAGCCUCGAGUAUAUUUUCCAUAAACACUACUCCAUUGGCUCCCCCAAAUGCUACCGAUAUACAAAAAUUCACAAGCGACGAGCACCAUUUCAGCAUGAUGAGGAAUUUACAUAUGGCAGAUUAUAUCACUAUGCUGAAUGGAUUUUCUGGGUUUUACUCUAUUGUGAGCUGCCUGAGAUUUACGCUUACAGGUAAGCCUCACUACGUUCAACGUGCACAUUUUUUCAUCUUAUUGGGUAUGUGUUUCGAUUUCCUUGACGGUAGAGUAGCUCGUCUCAGGAACAGAUCGUCUCUCAUGGGCCAAGAACUGGACUCCUUGGCCGAUUUGGUUUCCUUCGGUGUUGCUCCAGCUGCAAUUGCCUUUGCCAUCGGCUUCCAAACUACAUUUGACGUUAUGAUUCUAUCUUUUUUUGUUCUUUGCGGUUUAGCAAGACUAGCAAGAUUCAAUGUAACCGUAGCUCAACUGCCUAAGGAUUCUAACACCGGCAAAUCCAAAUAUUUUGAAGGUUUACCAAUGCCAACUACUCUAGCUUUGGUUCUGGGUAUGGCAUACUGUGUUAGGAAAGGUUUGAUUUUUGAUAACAUCCCAUUUGGCAUUUUCAGAGAAGAUCAAUUAUUGGAAUUCCAUCCAAUCGUUUUAGUAUUUUUUAUUCAUGGAUGUGGGAUGAUUUCAAAGAGCCUGAAAAUUCCAAAGCCAUAG